Molecule: messenger RNA, 3261 nt
Organism: Owenia fusiformis
Lineage: Eukaryota; Metazoa; Annelida; Polychaeta; Sabellida; Oweniidae
Source: the annotation of a GenBank genome assembly
AUUUUGCAUAAAGUAACAAAAUGUCAGAGUCAAAUGUUCAGAGAAGAACUCACAGAAGUGGAAACCGAAUGCCAAGGAGUCGAAGUUGGACAGGGUCUGUGGAACACGUUGUACGACUGCCGUCUAGACGCCGCGGAAGCUUACAACCGGAUCACUUGCAAUCAGCCUCUUCACUGUAUAGUCCCUCCGCCAUUGUAAAUCGUAGAAAUGUUCACAAAAGUUCUCCAAAUGUUAUGAUGGCUAGCGAACGUGGAAGACGAAAUGGGCCGAUGAAAAUCCGUUUAACAGUACUAUGUGGGAAGAACUUAGCCAAGAAAGAUUUUUUCCGUCUCCCAGAUCCCUUUGCCAAGAUUAGUGUGGAUGGUUCAGGUCAGAGUCACUCUACAGAUACGUGUAAGAACACACUAGACCCCAAGUGGAACCAGCAUUAUGACUUGUAUGUUGGAAGUAAGGACUCUAUCACAAUUAGUGUGUGGAAUCAUAAGAAAGUCCACAAGAAGGUUGGAGCAGGAUUCCUGGGAUGUGUCAGGAUUAUGUCUAAUGCUGUCCAGAGACUCAAAGAUACUGGAUUUCAGCGCCUAGAUUUACAGAAGAACUCCAGUGAUGGGGACGGUGACGCUGUUAGAGGUCAAAUUGUUAUAAGCCUCAUCUCCCGGGAUAGAGGGGGCUCUGGUCCUCAGGUGACGGAAGUAGCAGCAAGUAACAACAUCAAUAACAGAGAUGUUGCGGAACUUCCUGAGGGGUGGGAGGAACGUAGAACGGCUACAGGAAGGGUACACUAUGUCAAUCAUGUCACUAGGACCACCCAAUGGGAACGGCCUACCAGGCCUGCCAUAGAAUAUGCCAAUGCCAGCAAUGCAGCUAAUCGAAAUAGCACUUCAAAUAACUCCUCAUCAAAUAACAGCAGUACAACAGCUACAAUAACAGAUGUUGCUACAUCUACUACAAGUACAACAACUGCUACCACCAAUUCCAAUAGUAAUAAUGAGGGUAGCACUAGUGGGUCAAGGUCAAAUUUAGCUAGACAAGGUCGAAGGUCAACCAGGCAUCGACAUUACAUGAAUAGGGCCCAGCUUCACAAUGUGUCCACUGAGCUACCUGCAGGUUAUGAACAAAGAACAACCCAGCAAGGGCAGGUGUAUUUCCUACAGACCAGCACAGGUGUCAGUACAUGGCACGACCCACGUGUACCAAGGGAUGUUAACAUUAAUGUUGAGACCCUGGGUCCACUCCCAGCAGGUUGGGAAAUUAGACAUACUGCCAAUGGACGUGUCUACUAUGUAGAUCACAACAAUAGGACCACUCAGUUUACUGACCCCAGGCUCUCCCUCAAUGUUAACACAGUUCGAGAGAUGCAUGCAAAUAACAGAAGGUCUGGUGUGCCUAAUGCAGCUAGGGAACGAGAGCGUAACUUGCCGCCCCUACCUCCACCCCCACAGCACCCUCCCCAGGGGGGUGAUGAUGACAUGCCUCUUCCUAAAUAUAAAAGAGACUUAGUUCAAAAAAUGAAAACAUUAAAAUCUGAGCUUCAACAGUUGCAACCUCAGACUGGUCACUGUAGGAUAGAGGUGUCGAGGGAAGACAUCUUUGAGGAGUCUUAUCGACAAGUCAUGAAGAUGCGGCCAAAAGACUUAAGAAAACGUUUGAUGGUGAAGUUCAAAGGAGAAGAGGGCUUAGAUUAUGGUGGAGUGGCAAGAGAGUGGCUGUAUUUAUUAUCGCAUGAAAUGCUCAAUCCUUACUACGGGCUGUUCCAAUACUCUAGGGACGACAUCUAUACACUACAGAUCAACCCAGACUCUGGCGUCAAUCCAGAGCAUUUAUCCUACUUCCAUUUUGUUGGUCGAGUGAUGGGCCUAGCAAUAUUUCACAGCCAUUACCUAGAUGGUGGGUUCACUCUUCCAUUCUAUAAACAGAUGCUUGGCAAGUCAAUCACACUGGAUGAUAUGGAAACAGUUGAUCCUGAACUAUACAGGAGCUUCACCUGGAUGAUAGAAAAUGACAUCACGGAUGUCUUACAUAACACAUUUUCCGUGGAGCAUGAGGCUUUUGGUGAAAUCCAGACCCACGAGCUAAAGCCUGGGGGUGGGGAGAUUGAAGUCAGUGAAGAAAAUAAAAAAGAAUAUAUAAAAUUUUAUGUAAAUUGGAGAUUUCUACGUGGAAUAGAAGCCCAAUUUCUUGCCCUCCAGAAAGGUUUUAGUGAAUUAGUCCCUCAGCAUUUCCUUAAACCUUUUGAUGAAAAAGAAUUUGAGCUUAUGCUAACUGGGUUGGGUAAUAUAGAUCUAGCAGAUUGGAAGUCUCACACAAGGUUAAAACACUGUACUCCAGAGAGUAAUAUAGUGAAGUGGUUCUGGGAAGCAGCCGAAAGUUUUGACCAAGAGAGACGCGCUCGUUUACUGCAGUUUGUUACUGGCAGUUCACGAGUCCCGCUACAGGGGUUCAAGGCCUUACAAGGUUCUACUGGAGCUGCUGGUCCUAGAUUAUUCACUCUACACCAGAUAGAGGCAAGCACAGACAAUCUUCCCAAGGCCCAUACAUGCUUCAACAGGAUAGAUAUACCAAAUUAUGAGACCUAUGAAAAAAUGCUAGACAAGUUAACAUGUGCAGUAGAAGAGACAUGUGGGUUUGCUGUGGAAUAAUAGUGCCAUUUCAGUAGUUAUAUGCAAGCUAUGCUGAUGCAAUACCAGCUAAAUACACACUUAGCUCACAGCUGAUUGGUGGAUUUGAGUCACCUGACCCUCACCAGGACUCAAGGGAAUGGACCUCCUGUGCAACAUCAAGAUGCAUAGUGGUCAGGACAUAGACCUACUUCAUCAAUUAGACUACUAAUAUCUCAACUCUACACUGGGAGUAUAUGUAUAAACUAUUUCCAUUUAUACAAACUUGGUAUACUCACUCUAGCAGCAGAAUGUAGAGGCGAGCAUUUUAAGGAAGUCCAAUGUAGGAUGAUAACCAUUAUCUUAUAGUGUGUAUGGAACUGAGUUAUUUAAUCUGAAGAAUGGUGCUAUUGUAGCAUCUAGAACUCUCUUAGUACAUGUAGUGAUUCUGAUUAUAAAGGACACAGUAUUAAACAGUCUGGGCCACAGCCUUAAGAAAUGGCUCACAUGAAUUUGAAUUUGCAACAUGUACAGGAUUUAACGGGUGAAUUGUGCCUCGUGGACUAGUAUGUGUUUGAUGCUUUUUCAGCAUAACUAAUUGAGGCUUUGAUGCUGUGGGCACACAUAGAUAAAUAAAUAGCCUGCUUUAAUGAAAGCAUUAUUGGAC